GAGCUCCACCACGAUAUCGCAGGCCAGGUUAGGGUGCAGACCUCUCGGGGGUUGUGUGCGAUUGGGGUUCACGAUGCCGAACCUUCUGCUGAGCAAUUCCCCAAGAGAAAAUCUUAUACCAGUGACAACUGACCCAAGCAAACCAAAUUAGGGCACCGUUCACUCCCCAUUGAGCUCAUCUCUUCGCCCAAUUAACUCUCCGGUCCACCAUUGCCAUUGAGACUCAAUAGAGGCAUUCUCAUUCAGUCCUCCCUCCCCAGUCACCAGUCUCAAUAGCUCUUCUCUCUCACACCCACCCACGCCUUUUCCUCCCCACCGAUUCCACAAUUUCCUUCACCAACCUUUUCACGAGGCGAAAAUUUUAUCCUCUUUGCCUAUUUUCACCCUCCCUAUCACAGGCGCAAACUCGAUUCCUCACGCAUCAAUUUUUCAUCAUGUCCAAGUUUGUCAAUUAUAUUUUUGCCGCUUCCUUCUCCUCAUUGGAAGCGCCUUUGCCGCAACCCCUGUGCCGCAAAUUCACUGGCACCACUAUCCCUCGGGCGUACGUCGUGGACCCAUUCAAAGUUGCAGCGCAGUAUGACGCGGUCGAUUUCUAUUCCAAUCAACCUCUCACGCUUGACAAGCGGGCGCCGUCAGGCUAUUGUGCAUCCUUCCCUCCGCCAGAUAUUUACAUCAAGUAUACUAAUCAUAACCAGUCUCAGCAUUCAAGAAUUCGUGGGGCGCAGGGCAUUUCGAAGCCCAGGCCAAGCAAUCUAAAUCUGGUGGAGAAAGAAAUUUCUCUCGAAAGAAGCGCAGCGCCCCCCCAAAGCUGGCGCGAAGAAAACAUGACAUUGUUCGCUACGAAUUAAGGCCUAGAUUGCCAUUCGUCCUUGAGCAUCGCCUCUGGUACCCUGUCGAACAAGCUUGGCAGAUAUAUAAUUACGACAAGAGCUACCUUUCUUCCGUCCAAAUUGAACGCCUCGAAGCUUUGCACAAGGAGAGAAAUGACGCUUUAGAAAUGAUGAGGGGCGGGCACUUCUCGUAUUGGAGACUGGUCAGAGACGCGGAAAUCGGGAUGUUUGGAGACUCGCCAGAGUUUGGAAGCAGGCCAAAGUCCGGAAGGAAAACCCCUUUAGUCGGUCGAGGGAUAUCUGAGCUAUUCUCGUAUAAGGUCAGGCGGGGAAAGUCUGCUCGUUUUCGGGCUGCGGACGGCUUCCAGAUCAAGGGUCCACAAUUGGAGGUAAUUUUCCUGCACGAUCCCCGCGCUCACCUGUGAUAAUCGGAAGGCGGUUUCAGCUGCCCCCACACAAAUUUACGCAGAAAUUUCUAUGCUCAACACGGCCAGACCCGUGCAAUGGAGCACCUUCCCUCGAAACCUGUACUAACAAAAGUGAAUCAGACAAGUGUCGGAUCGCGCGCCCAAGAAAACAAACCUGCAUUUAGUCCACGGGUUCACGGUCAAGCCUUGGAAUGUGAGUAUAGGACCCCUCGGCUUUGGAUUGACGCGGAAAAGUACUAAAACCCUUGGAAGGCAUUGCGGAAGAGGAUAUCCCUGAACCACCUGCAAGAAAGUCAGUGCGCCCAUUAGGAUGCACGCAAUCUGUUCAAGAUAAAAUCACGGUCUCUUCAAAAUCUGCCUGCCUCCCGGCGGUACAAUCGUUGGUCAACGCUAUGCCGGAGCCUUGGAAUACGACGCUAGAAUCGCUGAAUACCAAAAGGCGACAAAGCAUUGACUCUGGCUUUGCCGAAUCGCGCAGUAUGAGUUCUUCAGAGGCACCGUCGGCACCGUCACCACCAAACGCAAGUGAUUCGAUGGCUGCCGAAGCACCAGCACCUGCGCUUGACGACAUAGCCGAUCCAUUCCGUCAAGAAUAUUGUGCAACAGUUUCUCAGACACAUCAGAGCUACAGUUUCCCACUUUAUGAGGAGAAUUUGAGCAGAGUUCAAUCUGCAGUAGACAAGGCUUCCGGUAUCAGACAAUGCAGUAUCGACUCCUUGAAGAGGGUUUGCAGGGCCCGCCGCAUGAAAUCGGCUGCCGUCAUCCUCACGCCGGAUAUCCAGGAAGAGGAAGGGGUACCACUAUUCAAGCCGUGGACCAUUGGGGAGCAGAGCAUUUCGACCUAUCGUAAUCCGAGAAAAUGGGUUUCGAUUGUUAAAGAUAAGGUUAGGGGAGUGACGAUGUGAGAGUUGAGGAUACUUGUUUAGAGCUUGGGCUGUUCGUUCGUUGGAAGUGAGUGCUAGGAAGUGAACGUGGGCAUUGUACGGUCGAGAUAGCUUGUAGGUGGCUGAGAUGGGUAGAUGGAUUGGUAAACAGAUAGAUGGAUAGAUGGAUGGAUGGAUGGUUGGAUGGUUGGUUGGUUGGUUGGUUGGUUGGUUGGUUGACCGGAGGGGCCGCGAGAUGUAUGUUCCUGAGUAUCCUCUACAUGCACGAUAUUCACGAUCCAUAAUAAAUAAUAGAUUUGCUUGUUUUCGCCUCCGGCGUAA
Molecule: messenger RNA, 2463 nt
Organism: Tuber aestivum (summer truffle)
Lineage: Eukaryota; Fungi; Ascomycota; Pezizomycetes; Pezizales; Tuberaceae
Source: the annotation of a GenBank genome assembly